Messenger RNA from Hypanus sabinus (Atlantic stingray), 1247 nucleotides. RefSeq names its product transcription cofactor vestigial-like protein 1. The coding region runs from base 72 to 899 and encodes 275 amino acids. Gene Ontology annotation, cellular component: nucleus. Gene Ontology annotation, biological process: regulation of transcription by RNA polymerase II. The record is from RefSeq and is a predicted model, not a curated record. Lineage: Eukaryota; Metazoa; Chordata; Chondrichthyes; Myliobatiformes; Dasyatidae. The transcript has 4 exons.
CCUCGAUCAGCGGGAGAGCUGUCAUGGACGGGAGAAGAGCAAGACUGAGCACCGACACCUGCAACUGAGGUAUGAGCAGCCGCAGAGUUGCCUCUCAACAGGGCAGCCCCUCACUGGGGGUAGGCACAGGAUCGAUGGAGCAGCCAAGGUCAGAGGUCGUGAACCCCUCUGAGGUAACCCAGCGACCAGGAUCAGAGGUUGUGCACCCAACCAUCCGGGUCACCCAGCGACCAGGGUCUGAGGUAUUGAACCUAACGAAGGUAGUCCAGCGGCCAGAGUCAGAAGUCAUGAAACCCACCGUUACAGUAACACAGCGACCAGGGUCAGAGGGCACCUCCCACUGCACUGUCUUUACAUACUUCAAAGGCGACAUCAACAGUGUGGUGGACGAACACUUCUCCCGUGCGUUGGGGCAAAGGGGAAGGUCUGAAACCCCUAGCCGGGCUGGUGAGGAGCUGCAGUCAGUGACAUGGCCACAGGCUACAAGGUGGCCACCGCCGUCCCUGGGAAGGAUGUUCCCUGUCACGGGACAAAACACAAGGGAGAGCCCAGUGACUACUGCUGGGUCACUGCCAGACCAGCGCCCAGUGCCAGGAGUUGGGGCUGCUGAUCCUUGGCUUCUGCCAGCUGGAGCCCAGCACAUGGGUGUCCUCUUCCAGCCACACCUCCUGCAGCCCCGGAACAUACUGCCCGCUGUGGACUCCGAGGGACACUAUGGCCUGAGUACAGUCCCCAGCACACUCCCUCCUCAACAGAAGACUGCUGUUCCACACCCCUGGACAGGAAUCUCCCACCAUCACCCCAAGGGUAUCAACCCCGAGAGAGGAAUGAGGCCUGAGCAGUGGGGGAAUGAGAAAGGCUUCGUGCCGGAGACGCACAAGGACAUUUACUGGUACUAGUACUGGCUCCUGCCCAGAUGUCUGCUGCUAUGCCAGUCCUGGGUCUCCCAUACAUUCCCCUGGGCCGGACUUGAUCUGAUGCUGGCGGGAUGGACAUUAUGGAUGGAAAAUCUUGUGUCUUCAGCUAGUGUCAGAUAUACAAUAUGGGACUUGAUAUCGACCGCUGCUACACACCACACCAACCCUGAGCUCCAGACCCAGGGGACAGACAGUGCACAAAACCAAGGGGUGGGGAGUGGAGCUCACUUUGCAGGAAGCUGAAGUCAAUGUCACUGUUGAAGAGGGGGAGUCGGGCACAAUACGGUGACUGGAAUAAGAGGAUCGCAUAGUUCCUAAGGAGCUGAUGAA